AUGCCCGCUACCGCGUCCCGUGCCGUUCUUCGGCAAUCGCAGUUCCUGACCCGGAGGACCGCUGUCAGAUACGCCUCCUCCACCCCGGAGUCUGCUCAGAAGGCUAGCGAGGCUGCAUCCUCUGCUGCCUCCAAGGCAUCUGAAGGUCUCUCUCGUGUCACAUCCACCGCUGGUCCCGCUCUUUCGAAUGCCGCCCAGGGCGUCGGCAGUGCUCUGAGGAAGGUUGGUGGAAGGACCGGAAAAGUCAUCGCUUUCGUCGAUUCUAUGAUACCCCCUACCCUCUACUACGGAAAGGUCGGCCUUGAACUCGCCAAGCUCGUUUUCCGUGGACAGAACAUGACUCCUCCCAACCUGGCUACCUUCCAGUCCUUCUACCAGCCUCUGAUCAACGCUUUCCGCAGCCCUGCCGCCCUUAAGAACGCCAACUUCGUCUCUCCCGGAGACAUCGCCGCCCGUGUCCGCAAUGCCAGCCCUAAGGAACUCGCCCUGGCCGGUGUUACUCUCGCGGAGGUUAUCGGAUUCUUUACCGUUGGUGAGAUGAUCGGUAGAAUGAACAUUGUCGGCUACAGGGGCCACCCUGAGCACCACGGAGACCACUAG
Messenger RNA from Aspergillus oryzae RIB40, 600 nucleotides. RefSeq names its product F1F0 ATP synthase subunit g. Bases 1 to 600 code for a protein of 199 amino acids. The record is from RefSeq and is a predicted model, not a curated record. NCBI's taxonomy places the organism in Eukaryota, Fungi, Ascomycota, Eurotiomycetes, Eurotiales, Aspergillaceae. The transcript is spliced from 3 exons. Gene Ontology annotation, biological process: proton motive force-driven ATP synthesis. Gene Ontology annotation, molecular function: proton transmembrane transporter activity.